GUUGUGUGCGCUUCCUGAAGCUUGAGGUGCCAAUAUCUGCGCUAACUAUUUCUUUAUCGUUUGAUAUAUUUCCUUUCAAGUUCUCAUCGCAGCUCAGUUUUGACAACAUUGCCGUGAAGGUUCCAUUCUCUCACAAAUCGCAGCUGCGGUGUAAGCUGGGUCAAAAAUGGCGGGUGGAGGGAAUUUCAUGCACAGGGUAAUCUCCUACGUGGUAAAUGAAUUGGUCGUGAACGGUCUUGCCAAUAGCCCCACAUUCCAGAGGUUUGCAGUGAAAACAUCUAAGAGAAUUGAAGACAUUACAAAUAAAGCUACACAAAAGAAGCAAGAGCUAGCAGAGCAGAUGAAGGACAUAUCAAAAAAAUAUGGAGAAUGAGAACCAAUGGCUUUGCUGUAUCUUGGAUCGGGAGGACAACAGAACAGGGUACUGAUGAUCUCUGCGGUGGAGGCAGACGAGGUCAUGUGGACAUGCCCAAUAUCUACCAAAAGGAAGUGGUUCUUCAAUGUAGUCUGUCACACUUGGCUAAGCAAAAUUCUAGCGUCUGCUGUCUUAGUUUUACUUCUGCGAAGAUUAAUUGUACUUCCAUUAUAUUUCUUGUUUGGGCUCAUCAAAUGUUUGGUAAUCUGGUAGUUGUCUUUUGCAACUUAUAGUAUCAAGGGAAGCAAGGGCUGGCAAAUAGUGUGGAGUAAGUGUAAAUCUGUUGAAGAUGUAUAAUGUUAUAAUUUCUGGAUGUGUCAACUCGUAUUACCGACCCAGUUAUGGUGCAAGUGAAAUAAGUGAAUCAUCCAUAUCGAAUUGCUUGAAA
Messenger RNA from Neltuma alba, 803 nucleotides. RefSeq lists its product as uncharacterized. The record is from RefSeq and is a predicted model, not a curated record. NCBI's taxonomy places the organism in Eukaryota, Viridiplantae, Streptophyta, Magnoliopsida, Fabales, Fabaceae. The transcript is spliced from 5 exons. Bases 167 to 373 code for a protein of 68 amino acids.